Cryphonectria parasitica EP155 is the source of this 1115-nucleotide messenger RNA. RefSeq lists its product as uncharacterized. The record is from RefSeq and is a predicted model, not a curated record. Lineage: Eukaryota; Fungi; Ascomycota; Sordariomycetes; Diaporthales; Cryphonectriaceae. The transcript is spliced from 3 exons. The coding region runs from base 1 to 759 and encodes 252 amino acids.
AUGGUAGAGUCGCCGGCGAUAGCAGACACGUCUCUGUUUAGCGCCCCGUUACCAUUCCAUUACACGAGCGACGGCGCAGAGCAAAAGAAACGGGAUAGCCUCGGGCCGACACCUUCUGUAGAUCAGGUUCUCUGUGUCCUCGAUUGGGCACAACAGUGCGCUCUACGGGCAGCGGAGGAGGCGAUGUGGAAUUCGGCCGUCCAUUUCCCGCUGUUGAAGAUGGCUGUUCAUGGUGGAGGCAGAGUCCCGGCGGGAGGAGACACGACGACAGUUGGCCUGACCCAGUGCACCACGGCCCGCAUUAUCCAAGAAUACCUUCCGAUCUAUGCCAUUCGGCAGUCUUCACUCUGGCAGUCCAUCAACCACACCUUCUUCGAGGGCUUGCUCGAUCGUCCUAUCGUUCUGAGUUGUGAGUCUAAGAGACUGGACUCGGAAGGCACGAUCCAAGCCACGCUCCAGAUCGGCUUGUGGCACGCCGCGCAGUGGAAGCAUCUCAAGACUUUGGCUGUACAGCAGCAAAGCUCAAGUCAGCUGCCAACUUUUUUGCCUGCUGUUAUCAUCUCCGGGCAUGAUUGGUUGUUUGCAGCCACAACUCAAGUCCAAAACAAGACGAUUCUAUGGAAGGAGUAUCCAUUUGGGCACACUCGUGACGCUUGGGGGGUUUACAGAAUCAUCUGUGGCCUUCAAAGGCUCAAAGCAUGGGCGCUUAAUGACUACUGGCCGUGGUACCGAGGUCAUAUACUUGGUUUAGCAACGUGAUAAUGUUAGUGCCACAGUAAUACAUCAUUCCCGUCUACAAACUUACUCCCGAUGUCUAGCAAUGUUGCAAUAAGACCAAGCUGUGGGAUGCGAAGAGCGGCGCCUGCACGGCGGCACUCGAGAACGACGGCCAUAGCGGCGGGGUUACAUCUGUGGCCUUCUCGCCCGAUGGCAGACGCGUGGCCUCGGGGUCGCAUGAUAAGACCGUCAAGCUGUUAUAUUCAAACAACCCAACAUGUUGUCAGAUUGUACAAUGCUUUCGUUGAUUUUCCAUGUUUCAAAAUGCUUAGCAAUUGAGCAUUGAAAUAUAAAAAUUAUAAGCAUGUUUGAAUACCCAAUAUAAAUCAAUAACAGUC